This is a messenger RNA of Eruca vesicaria subsp. sativa (arugula), 345 nucleotides long. The record is from the annotation of a GenBank genome assembly. Lineage: Eukaryota; Viridiplantae; Streptophyta; Magnoliopsida; Brassicales; Brassicaceae.
AUGUCCUCUAUUGAUGACGAUGAGGAACACGGAAAAGAUAAAAAGAAACGUAGGCUUUCCAAGUCAAGAGAGCUUGAACUGGCUUUGAAGUUAGAGGCUGCAAAGAAGGAUCCAGAAAAGGCUACUGAAGCAGAGCAUCACAAAGAGAAGAACGCGGAGAAGUGGAAGGAGAGAGUUGAAGGGCAACAAAAGGUUAGAGUGGAGAAGCAGCAAAAGAGAUCAGGGAAUAUUGCUGAUAGGAUUGAACAGAAAAAGCAGCGGAAGAUCGCCAAGAGGGAGAAGAAGCUCCUUCGUCCUGGCUUUGAAGGUCGCAAAGAAGGGUUUGUGAAUGAAGGUGGAAAGUAA